Messenger RNA from Chlorella variabilis, 696 nucleotides. RefSeq lists its product as hypothetical. The transcript has 4 exons. The record is from RefSeq and is a predicted model, not a curated record. NCBI's taxonomy places the organism in Eukaryota, Viridiplantae, Chlorophyta, Trebouxiophyceae, Chlorellales, Chlorellaceae. The coding region runs from base 1 to 696 and encodes 231 amino acids.
AUGGAGCCGCUUGGCAGCAAGCCGCUCCGCCAUGGAGCGGCGUGCAAGCCCAGCACGCGACAGCGCAAGCGGCUGCAGAGCUGCAGCGACACCGAGAGCUGCACGUCGGCGGGGCCCGCGCUACGCAAGCGCCCCCGUCGCGCCAGCGCCGGCCUCUGCGGCUACGACCUCGACCUCUACGUGCGAUGGCAUUCGGCAGCGGGCGGUGUGCGUGUCAACCGCCUGCCCCUGGACCCCAUCGCAGGGGUGGACGACCUUCGCGGCCUGUUCAAGCGCCUGAUCAAGGGAGCGUUUGGCACGCCCUCUGCGCUGCCCGACUAUCUCACAGCAGCCGACUACUACAAGUUCUCCCCCGCCGAAGAGCUGAUCAGCCUGCCCGCCGACAUUGCGCGCACCGAGUUCCGCCUGGUGGCCACGCUGGACGGGUGGGAGUACACGGUGUGCGAGCGCCAGCUGCCCGGCACGCCCGACCCCGAGCGCAAGCUGCUCGUUACGCUGGCCGAGUUUGAGAGCGACGCGGUGGUGGUGGGAGACCGCCGUUACGUUGCCCGCCUGCUCUCCUACCCCACCGUCUGCGUGAAGCGCGACUUCCUGGACGCUGCCGUUGCCAAGGUGGUGGCAGAGCAGACGGAGCAGAAGCGCAGCGCCAGCCCCAGCCCCGUGCCCUCAAGGAGACUGUCUUCUGUGUGUGUGUAG